Molecule: messenger RNA, 2496 nt
Organism: Ectocarpus siliculosus
Lineage: Eukaryota; Phaeophyceae; Ectocarpales; Ectocarpaceae
Source: the annotation of a GenBank genome assembly
AUGCACACGGCCGCUGGUGUGGGAGCAGUAGAAAGUAUCGAGCUCCUGCUAUCAGCGGGAUUGUCCCCCAGGACAAGAGAUCACAGCGGCCGCACGCCUCUCCACCACGCAUGCCUAUUCCCCGGAUCGGGGGCCGCGCGGUGCGUGUCGUUCCUGUGCGUGGUAGCAGGGAGCACCGUCCUGUCUCGUGACAGAACAGCCGGCGACACCCCUCUCCACUUCGCGGUUCGCGCAAGACACGGCGUGUGCGUUGAGGUUCUUCUUUCCUUCGCCGAAGGGACCAGCGAUAUCCUGCGAGAAGCUAACGCCAAGGGCGAGACUCCCCUUGACCUGGCGGCAGCGCUCUCGGGCGAUGACGGCAUUGUGUUGGCACUCCUGGACGGAGACAGACGACGGCACCAACCACGUUCCAAUGGCGGAAAACUGUCGUAUUUGGGGCGAAAUGUCGAAGGAGGUACUGUAGAUUUUCAGCGAAUCAUGGCAGUAUGGGAAAGGUUCUUCGAGAACGCGGCUAGAGCUGACCUUGGGGGAAAGAAAAGCAGCCCAGACGUGAUAUCGGCGGUCGGCACGGUAGGGAGAGGGGGAUACGGCGGUGUAGAACAGCUUGUGAACACUGACGAGACAAGGGGGGUGGGAAAAUUGGCAGAGGACGGCAGGUGGCUGGGCCGCGGCCAACCAAGAGCCACACAGACGUUUGAUAGGGAUAGACAUUUUGUUACAACGAGCGAGCUAGGAGGCGGAGGGGUCGGCGAGAGCCAAACUGGCGAUAGGAAUGGGCGCUGGGAUGGUGGUUGGUGCGUUGAUACAGCUGACAGUCGAACCUUCCGUAGUAGAAGAACUUGGCGGCCGUCGGGCCUGGCAGAUACAUCGAGCAUAGCCACGGCCCAGGAUCUUGCUCGGGGGACUCCACCACAGCACCUCGAGCGCGACGGAGAAGACGAACAUGUCGAUGUCGCUCCACUGCAAAGUCCCCAUCGACGGCAGGGAGCAAAAGAGGACCUGGGCGUCCAGGUCGGAGUUGGAGAAAGCGGAACGACGUUGCUGUCAUCAGAUGACGCCGAUUUGCACCUUUUUCAUACCCCGAGGGGUGGCGAUGGCGUGGAAGCAGUGCGGUUGCCAGAGAGGAUCCAUGGGAACAUAGACUCUACGCUUGAGCCAUCAACCCCGGCCAGCAAGGAUACCAACGCCGCUGCUGAAGCAGCCGCUGACAAUCCGUACCGUCGCCAUGGAGCUUGGAUCGCGUGCUGGGACGCCGCGUCAGAAUCCAUCUACUACUGGGACUCGAACAGCGGAGAAUUAUCAUGGAAUGCACCGGCGCCUUCAACUGCCAUCGAACGAGGUGAAAGGCUGAACGGAUUUCCAAGUCCCGUGUGGGACCCCCAGCGGGAAGCUUUUUUCACGAUCGACAAGGAUGGUGCUUCGCACUGGCUUGUUGACUCUCCCAGCUCGCCGACGUGGACGACGCCCGUGGUUGAACAUCGAGCAGCAACGGACGGCGCAGAUGGUGAUAUCGCAUCAUUGGUCGUCCAAGACUACACCUACGACAGAACCAGCGCUUCCGAAGAAUCGACGACGUUUUCUUCUUGGCAACAGGGGCUUGCAAUAGGCGCAGCAGCGCCGGAGUGGUCCUCGAGCGAAGUAGAACGCGAUCGGGAUAGGGAUGCCCUUAAUAACACCGUCAACCAGGUGGACGAGGUUCUUGCCUGGGACGGGCAGCAGCUGCUCGCGGGGCUCCCCUAUUCGUUCCCCAUGCUCGAUCGCCAAGCUGUCCAACAGCUGCCAAACACCUGCGGCGAUGAGUACAGCAAAGACGACAUCAAUGGCAACGACGACCUUCACGGAUUCUUCGACGCUCAAGAAGAACACGCAACACGACGUUCUGCACCCUCGUUUUCUCAGGCAGGCGCCGGCCAAGAGUGUGCAGUCGAGCCCAUCGACGGUGAUGCGAGGGCGGACGGUCGUGUUCUUCAUCUUGCGUCGGGGGAAGAGCAGCAAAGAUGCUUGCGUGCAAACGCUGCUGCUGUGGUGUCGGAAUCCACCCAGAAUACCACAACCGCCGGAAAGGGCAACCAACCUGACGGCAACGACGUUUUCGACACAGAGGAACAACCAUCGUAUCUACGUGAUUCUCAUCAGGACACGGAUCAGAACGGGUUGGGUGCAGUCGAGGGCGGUACCCGGUCUCACGAUGAAUCGGCAGUCGCCGAGGCGUACGACCCCGCGCUGACACGGCUACCUUUGUGGGUGCAGUGGUGUUCGUACUCUCCCCACGAUGGUGAUGACACCAACAACCAGCCCUACUUCGUAAACGAGGAGACCGGUGAAAGCAGCUGGGUACUACCGCCGGACGCCGUGGCGGAAAGCAGAGGGUGGCUGCGCGCGUGGAGCGAAGAGCACCAGGCUCAUUUUUUCGCCAACCAAUGGACGGGAAAUGUGACGUGGGACUUGCUAGGUCCUAGGGGCGAAGGUUGGUCGACACCACAGGAGCAAGUGUAA